Eucalyptus grandis is the source of this 624-nucleotide messenger RNA. RefSeq lists its product as uncharacterized. The record is from RefSeq and is a predicted model, not a curated record. The transcript has a single exon. Lineage: Eukaryota; Viridiplantae; Streptophyta; Magnoliopsida; Myrtales; Myrtaceae. Bases 1 to 624 code for a protein of 207 amino acids.
AUGGAAAGACUCAGGAGCAGCUCGCCCUCGCAGCGUUACAUGGGUCAGCUCAACCCGCCGGGGUCCGACCAGGAUUCUUUCGAAUGGGAAGAGUCCGACAUAGUCUGGUCCUCCGACACGGACCCGAGUUCCCCGCCCGCGACCCCGACCGCCCCUCCGAACCGCCAGCCACACCCUUCCAGGUUCGGCCUCUCCGCCGCCCUGGCCGACCCGCCUCUCGUCCGGAAGAAACCCGCCAUAAACCCCACCCUGUCGGCCGUGUCGGCCGUGCGCGCGAUCCCGCAAGCGCCGCAAUCGUCCUCGCCGGACCGCGGAGGCUUGUCCGGGUCGGGUCCUGGGAGGGCCCGGAUGUCGGCCCCCGUGGAUGUGCCCGUUUGGCCCAAGUGGGUCAAAGGAAGUGUGCCCGGGAUCGAGUGUCGCAGGUGGGAGCAGCCCAGGGACGACGCUGACGUGGAGGACGAUCAUCCGCUGGAGAAGAAGAUGGUGCCGCCGCAUGAAAUGGCGGCGAUGUCGCGGGCGACGAUGGCGUAUUCGGUGUUCGAGGGCGCCGGGAGGACGCUCAAGGGGAGGGACUUGAGGCGAGUCAGGAAUGCUGUCUUCAGGAAAACAGGUUUUCUAGAUUGA